AUGAAAGAUGGCCUGGGCCUCUGGAGUGACCUUCAGGUUGAAACAGGGCUGGAGGAGGCUGGAGCCAUCUCUAGUGGAGCAUCAUCCAAGCUGGAGUUUGAGCAGUACCGGGAGAGAGGAGGGGCAGAACUGUGCUUUGUGGAGAAGGAGCAGAAGCAACCAGCAAUGGAGAAAGCAGCAAGCUUCCAUUUCUUCUGCCUUCUGCUGGUUGCCAGCACUUUAUUUGAGACCACAGAAGCAUUUGUCUUCAGUGCCUCUCUAGAGCUGGUCUAUUUUAACAGCACCAGCAAGACCAGUGUCACCCAGCAGUGCAACUGUGGCGUCUAUGGCUCAGGAUCUCCUCGCUGUAGCGCCUCGGGGAUCGUGGCCAUUCCUGCCUCCGGCAGCCUUCAAGCCUGCGCCCCAGACACCCAGUUCAGCGCCAGCCACCGGCCCUGGAUCGCGCUGAUCCCAAGCGGCAGCUGCAGCUUUGCUGACAAAAUCCGGGUGGCAGCCAGACGGGGAGCGGCGGCCGUUGUGAUCUACAACGCGCAGGGCAAAGGCAACGACGUCUUCCCCAUGAAGCAUCUCGGUGAUGAAAACAUCGUAGCCAUUAUGAUUGGCAACCUGACAGGGACAGAGAUCUUACACCACAUCGAGAGCGGCCUGAGAGUGACCAUGGCUAUAAAAGCAGAGAAAACACAUCAUCUCUCGAUGCUCCAGUACACCCUCAUCAUCAUCAUUGUGGUUUUUCUCAUAAUAGAAGUGUCAGCCCUGUACAACUACAUUCGUUAUUACUUUCAGAGACGCAGGAUUGCGACGGCCCUGUCUGACAGUCAGCAACAGCUGCGGGCCAUGACUAAGUUGGCCAUAGAACAUUUCGAGCUGCGCACCAUGAAGCAAGGGGACAAGGAGCUGGGACCUGAAGGAGAAAUCUGUGUUGUGUGUCUUGAGCCCUUCCAGCCGAAGGAAGUCGUGCGUGUCCUGACCUGCAAGCACCUCUUCCACCAGCGCUGCAUUGACCCCUGGCUCGUGGAGCACGCGACAUGCCCGCUGUGCAAAUGGGACAUCGUCAACGUGCUGCGUGUUGAGGUGGACAUAGAAGCGGCCGAGCAAGCCAGAGGAUCCAGUGGCACAGAAAAUGUCUCCACAGUUGAUGAAGUGGGUGACGUUGGUGGAACUGCACCAUCUGAGCAGGCUGCUGUACAAGCAGGAGAUGAACACGUGGCGGAGGAAGAGGCACCACGUGGGAGAACUGGAUCCUGA
This is a messenger RNA of Colius striatus (speckled mousebird), 1245 nucleotides long. Its product is annotated as RING finger protein 148-like. Bases 1 to 1245 code for a protein of 414 amino acids. The transcript is spliced from 7 exons. NCBI's taxonomy places the organism in Eukaryota, Metazoa, Chordata, Aves, Coliiformes, Coliidae. The record is from RefSeq and is a predicted model, not a curated record.